Sinocyclocheilus anshuiensis is the source of this 373-nucleotide messenger RNA. RefSeq names its product geranylgeranyl transferase type-2 subunit beta-like. The annotation marks the transcript as partial. Gene Ontology annotation, molecular function: Rab geranylgeranyltransferase activity. Gene Ontology annotation, biological process: protein geranylgeranylation. The record is from RefSeq and is a predicted model, not a curated record. Gene Ontology annotation, cellular component: Rab-protein geranylgeranyltransferase complex. The transcript has 4 exons. NCBI's taxonomy places the organism in Eukaryota, Metazoa, Chordata, Actinopteri, Cypriniformes, Cyprinidae.
AUGGACCUGAUGGGUCAGCUGUCUCGAAUGAACCGCGAGGAGAUCAUAGAGUUCAUCAAGUCCUGCCAGCAUGACUGUGGAGGCAUCAGCGCCAGCAUCGGCCACGACCCUCAUCUCCUCUACACCCUCAGUGCUGUACAGAUCCUGUCGUUGUAUGAUAGCAUUAAUAUCAUUGAUGUGGACAAAGUGAUGGACUAUGUUAAAGGACUGCAGCAGGAGGAUGGCUCAUUCGCAGGAGACAAAUGGGGAGAAAUAGAUACACGGUUUUCCUUUUGUGCGGUUGCGACGUUGGCACUACUGGGCAAGUUGGAUGAGAUCAACAUGGACAAGGCCGUUGAGUUUGUGCUGUCCUGUAUGAACUUUGAUGGUGGGU